AUGCUUGAAACUGCAGAGCUACACUUCAAUGUGGAUCAUGGCUACCUGGAGGGCCUGGUGAGAGGAUGCAAAGCCAGCCUCCUAACUCAGCAGGACUAUGUCAACCUAGUGCAGUGUGAGACCUUGGAAGAUCUGAAAAUUCAUCUCCAGACCACUGAGUAUGGCAACUUCCUGGCUAAUGAAACAAACCCUCUCACUGUUUCCAAAAUUGACACAGAGAUGAGGAAAAAGCUCUGCAGAGAGUUUGACUAUUUCCGGAAUCAUUCAUUGGAGCCCCUGAGCACAUUUUUCACCUACAUGACAUGCAGCUAUAUGAUAGACAAUGUAAUUCUGCUCAUGAAUGGAGCAUUGCAAAAGAAGUCUGUGAAAGAAGUUCUAGCCAAGUGUCACCCACUGGGCCGUUUCACGGAGAUGGAAGCAGUCAACAUUGCAGAGACCACCUCAGAUCUCUUCAAGGCUGUGCUGGUUGAAACACCAUUAGCUCCUUUCUUCCAAGAUUGUAUGUCUGAAGAUACUCUCGAUGAACUGAAUAUUGAAUUACUGCGCAAUAAGCUAUACAAGUCUUAUCUUGAGGCAUUCUACAAAUUCUGCAAGGAUCAUGGUGAUGUCACAGCAGAAAUUAUGUGCCCCAUUCUUGAGUUUGAGGCCGACAGGCGUGCUUUAAUCAUUACUCUAAACUCAUUUGGCACUGAAUUGAGCAAAGAAGACAGGGAGACCCUCUUCCCCACCUGUGGCAAGCUCUAUCCUGAGGGACUGCACUUGUUAGCUCAAGCUGAAGACUUUGAGCAAAUGAAGAGAGUAGCAGAUAAUUAUGGAGUUUACAAGCCUUUGUUUGAGGCUGUAGGUGGCCCUGGGGGAAAGACAUUGGAAGAUGUUUUCUAUGAGCGAGAGGUGGAAAUGAAUGUUCUGGCAUUCAACAGGCAAUUCCACUAUGGUGUGUUCUAUGCAUAUGUAAAGUUGAAGGAGCAAGAGAUGAGAAAUAUCGUGUGGAUAGCAGAAUGCAUCUCACAGAGACAUCGAACUAAAAUCAAUAGUUACAUUCCAAUUUUAUAAACCAGUAACAAGACCUCAAAUGCAGAAAA
Molecule: messenger RNA, 1082 nt
Organism: Chionomys nivalis (European snow vole)
Lineage: Eukaryota; Metazoa; Chordata; Mammalia; Rodentia; Cricetidae
Gene: Atp6v0d2
Product: ATPase H+ transporting V0 subunit d2
Exons: 8
Coding region: 1-1053 (350 amino acids)
Biological process (GO): proton transmembrane transport; vacuolar transport; vacuolar acidification
Cellular component (GO): early endosome; vacuolar proton-transporting V-type ATPase complex; lysosomal membrane
Molecular function (GO): proton-transporting ATPase activity, rotational mechanism
Source: RefSeq, a predicted model, not a curated record